AUGCGUUUCGCUACUAUUGUCUCCGGCUUCGUUUUGCUGCAGGGCGUCAUUGCGUCUCCAAUCAGCGAUUCAGCGGAGGUUGAGGCCCGAGACAUUCAGCCUAGAGCUGACAUUGAGCCCAGAGGCCCAGGUCUCGGAGAUAUUCCUUGGCCUAGACUCCCAGCUCUGCGUCGCGCAGCGAAGAGCAGUGCAGCGAAGGGUACUGGUAAAGACUGCCCUUCGACGCCACCAGAUACUCAGCAGGGAAACGCCUGUUCUUCAGGAACUCAGUACUGCUGCACUACCGCCAGUGACGGCUCUCAGUCGUGCUCAAACUCGGAAGUUUGCAACGCAAAGAUCAUUUGCUGCAACAACAACAACGGUUUCCAAAUGUGCAUUGGCGAAGUGGACUUCAAUGCCCCCGUCACUAUCAACAUCAACAUCUACAACGGCAAAGGAGGCAAGGGUGGUAAAGGAGGAAAGGGCGGCAAGGGUGGUCACUACUAG
Molecule: messenger RNA, 486 nt
Organism: Fusarium sp. VM40
Lineage: Eukaryota; Fungi; Ascomycota; Sordariomycetes; Hypocreales; Nectriaceae
Source: the annotation of a GenBank genome assembly